Prosopis cineraria is the source of this 2666-nucleotide messenger RNA. Its product is annotated as ent-copalyl diphosphate synthase, chloroplastic-like. Gene Ontology annotation, molecular function: terpene synthase activity; magnesium ion binding. NCBI's taxonomy places the organism in Eukaryota, Viridiplantae, Streptophyta, Magnoliopsida, Fabales, Fabaceae. Bases 51 to 2474 code for a protein of 807 amino acids. The transcript has 15 exons. The record is from RefSeq and is a predicted model, not a curated record. Gene Ontology annotation, biological process: gibberellin biosynthetic process. Gene Ontology annotation, cellular component: chloroplast.
CCCAUCCUCACUCCUCACUCCUCACUCCUCUCCUCUUCUCCUUCAUCAUCAUGCCUCCCCUCUUCUCUCCCUCCCUCUCCCUCCCUCCUUCCUCCCAACCCUUCUUCCUCCUCGGUGUGGGUUCUUCCGGGGCCAAAGACAAACAAGUGCCCCUUGGUUUUCGCCUAAGAUGCAGAGCCAUAUCCAGACCUGCACGGACGGAAGAAUGCGCUGCCAUAUUUCAGGGUGGUCUUCCGACGUUCAAGUGGCACGAGGCUGUGCAGGAUGACAUCCACGAGGAGGAAGCUCGCGAGAUUCCGGUGAGCACUGAGAUCAAAAAGCGGGUUGAGGCUAUCAGAUGGAUAUUGGAUUCCAUGGAUGAUGGGGACAUCAACAUAUCUGCUUACGACACGGCAUGGGUUGCUCUUGUUCCAGGCGUUAAUGGAAGUGGUGUCCCACAGUUCCCCUCCAGUCUCGAAUGGAUAGUGAACAACCAGCUUCCUGAUGGUUCUUGGGGUGAUCAACAAGUUUUCUCUGCUCACGAUAGAAUCAUCAACACGUUAGCUUGUGUUAUUGCAUUAAAAUCAUGGAAUAUCCAUCCUGGAAAGUGCGAGAAAGGGCUGGCAUUUUUCAGAGAAAACAUCAGCAAGCUCGAGGAUGAGAAUGCUGAGCAUAUGCCAAUCGGUUUUGAAGUUGCUUUCCCUUCCCUUCUGGAUAUAGCUCGCGAUCUCAACAUUGAAGUUCCGGAUGAUUCCCCAGUGCUGAAGCAAAUCUUGGCGAUGAGGAAUGUAAAGCUCACAAGAAUACCAAGGAAGAUGAUGCAUAAAGUGCCCACAACAUUGCUUCAUAGCUUGGAGGGUAUGUCAGAAUUGGACUGGAAGCAGCUUCUAAAAUUGCAGUGUGAAGAUGGGUCUUUCUUGUUUUCUCCCUCCUCCACUGCCUUCGCUCUUAUGCAGACUCAUGAUCAAAACUGCCUCAAUUACUUGAAUAAAGUAAUCACCAGGUUCAAUGGUGGAGUUCCAAAUGUGUACCCGGUGGAUUUGUUCGAACAUAUUUGGGUCGUUGAUCGGCUGGAGCGCCUUGGAAUAUCCAGAUAUUUUAAGCAAGAGGUGGAGGACUGUGUCAGCUAUGUUCAUAGAUACUGGACCGACAAGGGAAUUUGUUGGGCGAGAAAUUCAAAUGUUCAAGAUAUUGAUGACACAGCAAUGGGAUUCAGGAUACUGAGAUUACAUGGCCGCGAAGUUUCAGCUAAUGUGUUUAAGCACUUUGAGAGAAAUGGUGAGUUCUUCUGCAUUGCUGGGCAGUCAACACAAGCGGUGACAGGAAUGUUCAAUCUGUAUAGGGCUAGUCAAGUAGGGUUUCCUGGAGAGAUGAUUCUGGAAGAUGCGAAGAAGUUCUCAGCCAAAUUCCUGAGAGAGAAAAGAGCAGCAAAUGAGCUCAUAGAUAAAUGGAUCAUCAUGAAGAACUUACCUGGAGAGGUGGCUUAUGCAUUGGACGUGCCAUGGUAUGCAAGUUUGCCUCGAGUAGAGACAAGGUUUUAUAUGGAUCAGUACGGGGGUGACACUGACGUCUGGAUUGGCAAAACUCUUUAUAGGAUGGGAAAGGUGAGUAAUAACACUUAUCUUGAGCUAGCAAAAUUAGAUUACAACAAUUGCCAACGGCUGCAUCAGACAGAAUGGAGCAAUAUUCAACAGUGGUACUCAGAAUGCAGAUUGGGAGAGUUUGGAUUGAACAGAAGAUCACUUCUAAUGGCUUAUUUUGUGGCAGCAGGCAGCAUAUUUGAGCCCGAAAGGUCUCAAGAGCGAAUUGCAUGGGCCAAAACAGUAGCCUUGCUCGACACAAUUACAACUUAUGUUGAUGAUGAAGAAAUGAGGAACGCUUUUGUUGAGAAAUUCAACCACUACAUCAAUGGAGGAGGAGACUUCUCCGUUGGCUGGAGGUUGAAUGGGUACAGAACAGGGCAGGGACUGGUGGAGGCUUUGGUUGGAACCAUAGAUCAACUCUCUUGGGAAACUCUCCUAUCUCAUGGCCAUAAAAUUGGCCGUGACAUGCAUCACAGUUGGCAAAAGUGGCUUUCAAGUUGGCCUAGUGGAGGAGACAAGAGGGGAGGACAGGCAGAGCUUUUGGUGCAAAUAAUUAACCUAAGCGCAGGCCACAGGAUAUCAGGGGAACUACUAUUCAAUCAUCAAUACCAGCAUCUACUUCAACUCACAAAUACUGUAUGUUACAGGCUCCGAUAUCAUCAAAAGGACCAGGCCAUCGAGAAUGGAAGUUAUGGAAGUUGCAGUAUGAAGUACAACAUCAGCACCAUAGAAACAGAGGCAAAGAUGCAAGAACUCGUGCAAUUAGUGUUUAAAAAAUCUUCUAAUGACAUCGAUUCCAAUAUCAAGAAUACUUUCCUCACAGUGGCUAAGAGUUUUUACUACCAAGCUUUCUGCGAUGAAAGAACUAUCAACCUCCACAUUGUCAAAGUUCUCUUUGAGAAAGUCAUCUAAUUAUUUGUCUGUCGUCUUCCAUAAAUGUCACCUUCAAUGUGCAUAGUUACCAUGAACAUAAACAAGAUCAUUGGUUGUGACUGGGUGAAUCAUUUUCCUUACAAAAGAGGUGGGAAUAAAUUGAAGUGACAACAUAUUGUAUUAAGCAGUGUUUUGUACAUUAAUUUUAAAUGAGAAGUUACAUUUCCAACA